This is a messenger RNA of Pipistrellus nathusii (Nathusius's pipistrelle), 1896 nucleotides long. The record is from the annotation of a GenBank genome assembly. Lineage: Eukaryota; Metazoa; Chordata; Mammalia; Chiroptera; Vespertilionidae.
AUGGCCGCGGGCGUCGCCGCGUGGCUGCCCUUCGCCCGGGCGGCGGCCAUCGGGUGGAUGCCCGUGGCCUCGGGCCCCAUGCCCGCGCCGCCGCGGCAGGAGAGGAAAAGGACCCAGGACGCCCUCAUCGUGCUGAACGUGAGCGGCACCCGCUUCCAGACGUGGCAGGACACCCUGGAGCGCUACCCGGACACGCUGCUGGGCAGCUCGGAGCGGGACUUCUUCUACCACCCAGAGAGCCAGCAGUACUUCUUCGACCGCGACCCCGACAUCUUCCGCCACAUCCUCAACUUCUACCGCACGGGCAAGCUGCACUACCCGCGGCACGAGUGCAUCUCGGCCUACGACGAGGAGCUGGCCUUCUUCGGCCUCAUCCCCGAGAUCAUCGGCGACUGCUGCUACGAGGAGUACAAGGACCGGCGGCGGGAGAACGCCGAGCGCCUGCAGGACGACGCCGACUCGGACGGCGCGGGCGGCGAGAGCGCGCUGCCCAGCAUGACGGCGCGCCAGAAGGUGUGGCGGGCCUUCGAGAACCCGCACACCAGCACGCUGGCCCUGGUCUUCUACUACGUGACGGGCUUCUUCAUCGCCGUGUCGGUGAUCGCCAACGUGGUGGAGACGGUGCCGUGCGGGGCCAGCCCGGGCCAGGUGCGGGAGCUGCCGUGCGGGGAGCGCUACGCCGUGGCCUUCUUCUGCCUGGACACGGCCUGCGUGAUGAUCUUCACGGUGGAGUACCUGCUGCGCCUGGCCGCCGCGCCCAGCCGCUACCGCUUCGUGCGCAGCGUCAUGAGCAUCAUCGACGUGGUGGCCAUCCUGCCCUACUACAUCGGGCUGGUGAUGACCGACAACGAGGACGUGAGCGGCGCCUUCGUGACCCUGCGCGUCUUCCGCGUGUUCCGCAUCUUCAAGUUCUCCCGCCACUCGCAGGGCCUGCGCAUCCUGGGCUACACGCUCAAGAGCUGCGCCUCCGAGCUGGGCUUCCUGCUCUUCUCGCUCACCAUGGCCAUCAUCAUCUUCGCCACCGUCAUGUUCUACGCCGAGAAGGGCUCCUCCGCCACCAAGUUCACCAGCAUCCCGGCGGCCUUCUGGUACACCAUCGUCACCAUGACCACGCUAGGGUAUGGUGACAUGGUACCAAAAACCAUAGCAGGGAAGAUUUUUGGAUCCAUCUGCUCAUUGAGUGGGGUCUUGGUCAUUGCUCUACCUGUUCCAGUGAUUGUAUCCAACUUCAGUCGGAUCUACCACCAAAAUCAACGAGCAGACAAAAGGAGGGCACAAAAGAAAGCCAGACUCGCCAGGAUACGUGCAGCCAAAAGCGGAAGUGCAAAUGCUUACAUGCAAAGUAAACGGAAUGGUUUGCUCAGUAAUCAACUGCAGUCCUCUGAGGACGAGCAGGCCUUUGUCAGCAAAUACGGCUCCAGCUUUGAAAGCCAGCACCACCACCUGCUUCACUGCUUGGAAAAGACCACGAAUCACGAGUUUGUGGAUGAACAGAUGUUUGAAGAAAGUUGCAUGGAGGUUUCGACUGUUCAUCAUCCUUCAAGUCAUAGUCCCUCUCUCUCCUCACAACAAGGAGUCACUGGCACUUGCUGUUCCCGACGACACAAAAAAACUUUCCGCAUCCCAAGUGCCAACGUAUCAGGAAGCCAUCGGGGCAGUGUGCAAGAACUCAGUACCAUUCAGAUCAGAUGCGUGGAGAGAAACCCGCUAUCUAACAGCCGAUCCAGUUUAAAUGCCAAAAUGGAAGAAUGUGUUAAACUAAACUGUGAACAACCUUAUGUGACUACAGCAAUAAUAAGCAUCCCAACACCUCCAGUAACCACUCCCGAAGGAGAUGACAGGCCAGAAUCUCCCGAGUACUCAGGAGGAAACAUUGUCAGAGUGUCUGCUUUGUAG